AUGCUGCGCAAUGCGUCUCUUUUUGGGAAGUACUUGCGCUGCCUGGGUAGAGGCGCGCAGAAGGGAUUUAAGAAAAAGCAAAUCCUCCCACCUAUACCUGUGAAAGCAUAUGGCCGUCCGCCUUCUGCUGCUUCGCAGUGUGGCCUAUUCCACGAUGAGGACUACAACUACUACACGAAGAUAUCCUUCUCAUUGCGGAAACACCGCCGCAAGUUAAAGCCAAAUGUACUAAAAAAGGACUUUGAAUCUGAAGGGUUGAAUACAGUUGUGAAAAACCUGAAAGUCACGACUUCAGCUAUUCAUGCCAUCGACGAUGCGGGAGGACUUGAUGAGUAUUUGUUGCGUACACCUCCAGAAGAACUUCGCAGCGUCCUUGGGGAAAAAAUGAAGGCGGUAAUUCGGUUUUACGAGCGAAAUCCUGAAGUUAAGGAGUGGGCGUUGCCAUGGAAGUCAUUCGCCAGCGCAUAUGCUCGUGGCGACCCUUGUCAGGCCCUAUACAGACACCUAAGGGGCAAGGAGUUGUACGAAAUGCAAAUGAGAGAAGAGCAGCGGCGCUACUCGCCUUACUUUUUACCCAGUGUGCACAACGUGCAUCCCCUGAGGCAACCGUUUCCUGAGGGUUCCGGAGACCCCCAGCUGCCGCAUUUAGGCUGGGCAUUGAACCAGGCAGAAGCGUCAGCUCUGAGGCGACGACUUGGGAUGGCUGUCAACCAAACGUGGAGAGCAGAGGAGACUGCUUGGGCAAUGAGGACUAUUGAUGCAAUGAGAAGAAGUACAACGCAGCAGCAGAGGCACUGCAGACAGCGGUCGUGA
Messenger RNA from Eimeria maxima, 813 nucleotides. RefSeq lists its product as hypothetical. Gene Ontology annotation, cellular component: mitochondrial large ribosomal subunit. Gene Ontology annotation, molecular function: structural constituent of ribosome. The record is from RefSeq and is a predicted model, not a curated record. Bases 1 to 813 code for a protein of 270 amino acids. NCBI's taxonomy places the organism in Eukaryota, Apicomplexa, Conoidasida, Eucoccidiorida, Eimeriidae. The transcript is spliced from 3 exons.